GAAACGAAGAUAGAAACGAGCGCAAGUUGAAAAUUAUACAAACCCGUCGUAGGUAAUAUAACAAUUCAUAAAAAAUUGCAGGCUACAUUUUUGUUUACUUAAUAUUUGAAGCGUGAAAAACAUUCAGAAACCAGAACCCAAAAGGCACCUAUGCAGGUGUCCUUUUCAUUGCCAAAGUCCAGUUGCCGAGAAUUGCCAGAAAUAGUAGAAAUACGAUUCUUGCGCAUAUCAAUAUCAAUUUGUCCAGGGGAUACAUAGAUAUUAGAUCCAAUAAAAAUGUCAAAUUUGCAACGCACCGUACUCAAAAAUCGUCUACCACCCACUGUCCCUGGUGGGCGCAUAGGUAGAAGUGAUUCAUUCAAAAAGUCUCGCAUUCGAGACUUUAAACCGGCGCUUUGGAGCGAUUUCUUUGCUGAAAAAGAAGAUGUCAUUUUAGAUGAAAAACGCACUUUUCGUGUAUACCGCACAAAGCAACCGCAAAAAGCUGGUCCAGUUCUGCUCCUAUUACAUGGCGGUGGAUAUUCGGGCUUGACGUGGUCGUAUUUUUGCGUGGAAAUUACUCGCAUUAUACAUUGCCAGUGUCUUGCAGUCGACCUUCGCGGACAUGGCGACACCAAGACGGAACACGAAGACGACCUUUCUUCAGAUACUCUCGCACAAGAUAUUGGGGAUCUUGUGCUAAAGCUUUACCCAGAGGAUAUCCCGCCUCUCUAUCUCGUCGGCCACUCUAUGGGCGGCGCUAUAGCCGUCCACUUUGCACACACAGCGCAAAUCCCAAGUAUAAUUGGUAUUACUGUAAUAGAUAUAGUCGAGGGCACUGCAAUGGAGGCUUUAGCAAGCAUGCAAAGCUUCCUACGUUCACGUCCCACUUACUUUAAGAGUAUACCAAGUGCCAUUGAAUGGUGCAUACGAAGUGGUCAAGUACGCAAUGUUGAUAGCGCAAAAGCCUCAAUGCCGGGACAAAUUAUUAAUUGCACAACGAAGCAGCUGGCUACCAAUGAGCUACCUCUAGCAGACGAUGAAAUUGAUGACGGCGCUGCAGCAAGUAGCUUUACACAUCCUUUCAGUAUUUCCGAAGACGAAGAAAUGGGAAAUGAUAAUGGAGGUGAGCCAACAACAUCCGUGGCCCCUACUGUAUCCGGCAGCGAAAAUGACGGUAGUUCCGAUUCGUCAGAUUUUAAAAAACCAUUUACUGCACAUGACGAGUCUCCAAAAAGAUAUACUUGGCGUAUUGACUUGUCAAAGUCAGAAAAAUACUGGGUAGGCUGGUUUACUGGAUUAAGUGAGAAAUUUCUAAAUUUGCGUGUUCCCAAGCAACUAUUGCUGGCCAGCAUUGACGGUUUGGAUAAGACGUUAAUAGUGGGCCAAAUGCAAGGACGCUUUCAGAUGCAAGUGCUGGCGCGAUGUGGACACGCUGUUCAUGAAGACCGUCCGCACGAAGUAGCCGAAGUGAUUAGUGCCUAUCUGAUACGCAAUCGGUUUGCUGAAGCGGCUGGUGAAUUCCACUUUCAUUUACCGACUUGUUAAAUUUUUCGCAGGCCAAAUCAACAGUAAAGUGAAAUUGAUUGAAUUGAGAAGCUUAAUUAGUUAAGUUUUUAAUCUUAAACCAUAUGGAUGUUUUAAAAACAAGAUCAAUAUAUUGGAAAAAUAUUAAUAUUUAAAACCUGUAUUGCUAAAUUGAAGAAAUUUAAAUAAAUUAUUUAAAUCAGUUGAA
Messenger RNA from Anastrepha ludens (Mexican fruit fly), 1714 nucleotides. RefSeq names its product protein phosphatase methylesterase 1. Gene Ontology annotation, molecular function: protein methylesterase activity. The transcript is spliced from 7 exons. The record is from RefSeq and is a predicted model, not a curated record. Lineage: Eukaryota; Metazoa; Arthropoda; Insecta; Diptera; Tephritidae. The coding region runs from base 277 to 1527 and encodes 416 amino acids. Gene Ontology annotation, biological process: protein demethylation.